AUGCGUGUGUUUGUUUUCGCGUUGGUAGCGGUCGUUACCUCCGCAGACGCAAUAUGUGACCCUUGGCCCAAUGGUACUGACACUGCAUUUCGAUGGUGGCAAUGUAACGAUGGCCCAAUGAUUUACCGUGACGCCAAGCUUUAUGACGAAACAGGCACCAAAGAACAGUACCCCGUUCACAUGGACAAGCCGAUGGUUGUGAAGUGUGAAAUUGUAAAUCCGACGACUGUCUACGGCUCACCAGACCUGAAGCUCAAUAUCCGUCUCUGGUCAUGGGGCGUUAUCAAGAAGCAAUGCACAUGGCUCCCAAUCCCUACCCUCGGACUUUUGGACAAUUUGGACGCAUGCCAGCACGGUAUCAAAUGUCCAAUUGCACUGGGACAUCAAACAAUAGAUGUAAUCGUGGACUUCACCAGAUUCAGUACAAUUGUUAAACUACUCAAGGACGACGCUCCGUAUCAGCUGCAAUAUGAACUCAGAGACAGAGCUACGGGAGAUAAAGCGUGUCUCAUGGCACAGGCCCGAGCUAGAACGAAGUGA
Molecule: messenger RNA, 540 nt
Organism: Cooperia oncophora
Lineage: Eukaryota; Metazoa; Nematoda; Chromadorea; Rhabditida; Trichostrongylidae
Source: the annotation of a GenBank genome assembly